Messenger RNA from Cylas formicarius (sweet potato weevil), 401 nucleotides. Its product is annotated as anaphase-promoting complex subunit 11. Lineage: Eukaryota; Metazoa; Arthropoda; Insecta; Coleoptera; Brentidae. Gene Ontology annotation, molecular function: cullin family protein binding; zinc ion binding; ubiquitin protein ligase activity. Bases 141 to 398 code for a protein of 85 amino acids. The transcript is spliced from 2 exons. The record is from RefSeq and is a predicted model, not a curated record. Gene Ontology annotation, cellular component: nucleus; anaphase-promoting complex. Gene Ontology annotation, biological process: positive regulation of mitotic metaphase/anaphase transition; protein ubiquitination; anaphase-promoting complex-dependent catabolic process.
UGCGCGGAUCGACUUUCACAUCCGAUCCGUGCUUGCGUCACUCGACCGCAAUUUAUCGAUUUUUUCCAUGGUUACCGAAAGAUUCGAGGGUGGCUAUUUUGUGUUUGUGACAUGUACUCCUAAUCAGAAUAAUUCGAAUAAUGAAAGUGACCGUUAAACAGUGGACUGGGGUGGCUUCUUGGAAAUGGAUAGCGAAUGACGACAACUGCGGAAUCUGUCGCAUGCCGUUCGACGGUUGCUGUCCCGACUGCAAACUGCCGGGAGACGAUUGCCCUUUGGUUUGGGGUCAGUGUUCGCACUGUUUCCACAUGCACUGCAUCGUCAAGUGGCUACAAUCGCAACCGGUCAACCAGCAGUGUCCCAUGUGCAGACAGGAGUGGAAAUUUAACAACAAAUAAAAU